AUGGAUAAGCGGUGUGACGAUCAACAGUAUUGAAGGGAAGAUAAUGUUGAAAUCCUACCAUGAAAACCUGGCGUGUCUCUCCACUUCUGAGAUCUCGGUUUGGCAAAACCAUCCUGCUGUCACUAUGUGUUCUUGUGUUGGUUGUCUUCUCCAACCUGUUCUAUGGUUUCAGUAUACUGACAAAAAACUCGCCUAUGAAUUGGACAUCUAGACCCAACUACUUUCGGAUGCUUCAACACAUGCCCAACAAAUUAAUGAGGAAAUCUGCAAGUCGGACAGAACAGAUAUGUCGCCAUCCAAGACUGUCACUUUUUCAGGAUUCUAUACAGAGUGCUUUUCAUCCCAUGGAUCCAUUAGUUUGUAUAGGGAAAAAUUUGUUUUAUUUUGAGAAAGGAAUUCUUCGUAUGAAUGACACUGUUUUACACCCAUUGGAUGGGUAUACCCAUCAUGAAUUUAGAGAGUCAAAAGCGAAUUUUUCGGAAGAUGGAACAAGAACUAUUCGGAAAUGUUUAUAUCGAGGUAUUGAAAGAGUCACAGAUGAUUAUUAUACAUACACAAAAACAAUUGUCAAGGAAAAGCCGCCAUUUAGUCUACUGGUAGAACAUGAUUUUAUGUCAGUGAAAUGUUUUUAUCAUCAUCCAGAAGAUGAAGAAAAGGAAACGGAUUCAGAUGAGAAAAAGAAAUCAGAAGAAAAGAACCUGUCAGGUUUGGCAGAUGAGAAAACAGAAAAUGAUUUUAGGCCUGUAGAAUUCGACGAAAUGAACCAUGAACAUUUUCAUGAUAUGGAUGAAUCUUUAAAUGAGCAUGGUAAGGAUGCUUUGUUUGGUAGUAACUAUGAACAUGAAUUUGAUGGGAACUUUUCCUAUGAAAACUGGCAUUCCUGGAAUGACUAUCAUGUAGAUCUAGACGAACAGGAGGUGGCAGAUUUUGAUCAGUUUUUAGUACAGGUACAUCCAAAACCAAAUGUCUUUCAGAGAAUUCAGAACAGCAAAUGGAACAAACAUUCAACUCGUAUGAAUGUCCUUAUCCUUGGUUUGGAUUCAAUGUCUCACCUGUCCUACCAACGAAAGCUGCCAAACACCUACCGCUACCUCAGGGAUCACCUAGACAUGGUCAUUCUGGACGCUUAUAACAUUGUGGGAGAUGCUACUACAGCUGCCUUGAUACCAAUACUGACAGGUAAGACAGAAGUGGAGCUACCAGAAGUAAGGAUGAAUCAUGAUGAUGCUGUCAGUGUAGACAAGUACCCGAUGAUCUGGAAUGAUUUCCGGGACCAAGGUUAUGUAACAUUGUUUGCAGAGGAUGAGCCAAGCAUAAGUGCCUUUAAUUUACGAUUAAGUGGAUUUGAAAACCAGCCAACAGAUCAUUACAUGCGUCCAUUUUGGCAGGCCAUCUGGGGGUCGCAGCUUCGUGAGAAUAGUGUUCGAUAUUGUACAGGAGCCAAGCCCCAUCACACCUACACUCUGGACUAUGUGAAAGACUUCUUUGUCAAGUACAACAAUGUGUCUAAGUUUGCGUUUGCUUUCAUGUCUGAAUUAACCCAUUGGGAUAAUAAUCCAGGUGAAUAUGUUGACAACGAUUUGUUGAAGUUUUUGAAAUAUUUUGAAAAAUCUGGUUAUCUCGAUAACACAUUGCUCCUGCUAAUGGCAGAUCAUGGUGCUCGCUAUAGUCGUGUCCGGCACACAACAGGGAAAUUGGAGGAAAGACUGCCAAUGUUUGCCAUUAGAUUGCCUCCUAAAUAUCAAACAUUCCAUCCAAAGUUGACGCAGAAUCUACGCAGGAACUCUAAAAAGCUCACAACUCCAUUUGAUAUUCAUGAAACAUUAAGGGACGUGUUGGAUUUGUCCCGGGUCGGUAAAUCCACUUCUCCGUACAGUAGAGGUAUUAGUUUGUUGCAGCAGAUUCCAGCCAACAGGACAUGCUCCAUGGCCCGAAUUGACGUUCACUGGUGUACUUGUCUGCUGCAAGAGAACAGGGAUGUCAAAAGUGACCAUGUACAAAAAGCAGCCAAUGAAAUCCUUUCUUACAUAAACCAGUUGACCGAGCCGGUCAGGUCAGAAUGUGCCAUAUUAAAAGUGAAGGAAAUCAUACUGGCCUACCUUAUGAUUCCAAAUGAAAAGGUGCUGACCUACCUGAGGUCGAGGGACACUGACAACAGAGUAGCCAACUUUAGUCAAGAAGCCACCGUAGAUAUUGUACAUUACCAAAUUACCUUAGUCACCCUGCCAAACAACGGGAUGUACGAAUCUACCAUUCUAAUGAAUGUAACUGAUGGAAGGAUCAAGGUAAAUCCGGAGAUGAUAAGUCGUUUGGAUUUGUAUGGUAACCAGCCUGCCUGUGUACAACGCCGCUACCCUGACCUACGAAAAUAUUGUUACUGUAACCAGCUCCUGUUACAGCGAAACACAACCCAUCAUAUAGGCUGACUGUAUACAACCCAACCGAAACACACCCCAUCAUAUAGGCCUGACUGUAUACAACCACAGCGAAACACAAACCAUCAUAUAGGCUGACUGUAUACAACCACGACGAAACACAACCCAUCAUAUAGGCUGACUGUAUACAACCACGGCGAAACACAACCCAUCAUAUAGGCUGACUGUAUACAACCACGACGAAACACAACCCAUCAUAUAGGCCGACUGUAUACAACCACGGCGAAACACAACCCAUCAUAUAGGCCGACUGUAUACAACCACGGCGAAACACAACCCAUCAUAUAGGCCGACUGUAUACAACCACGGCGAAACACAACCCAUCAUAUAGACUGACUGUAUACAACCACAGCGAAACACAACCCAUCAUAUAGGCCGACUGUAUACAACCACGGCGAAACACAACCCAUCAUAUAGGCUGACUGUAUACAACCACAGCGAAACACAACCCAUCAUAUAGGCCGACUGUAUACAACCACGGCGAAACACAACCCAUCAUAUAGGCUGACUGUAUACAACCCAACCGAAACACAACCCAUCAUAUAGGCCGACUGUAUACAACCACGACGAAACACAACCCAUCAUAUAGGCUGACUGUAUACAACCACGGCGAAACACAACCCAUCAUAUAGGCCGACUGUAUACAACCACGACGAAACACAACCCAUCAUAUAGGCUGACUGUAUACAACCCAACCGAAACACAACCCAUCAUAUAGGCCGACUGUAUACAACCACGACGAAACACAACCCAUCAUAUAGGCUGACUGUAUACAACCCAACCGAAACACAACCCAUCAUAUAGGCUGACUGUAUACAACCCAACCGAAACACAACCCAUCAUAUAGGCUGUAUACAACCACGACGAAACACAACCCAUCAUAUAGGCUGACUGUAUACAACCACGGCGAAACACAACCCAUCAUAUAGGCCGACUGUAUACAACCACGACGAAACACAACACAUCAUAUAGGCUGACUGUAUACAACCACGGCGAAACACAACCCAUCAUAUAGGCCGACUGUAUACAACCACGGCGAAACACAACCCAUCAUAUAGGCCGACUGUAUACAACCACGACGAAACACAACCCAUCAUAUAGGCCAACUGUAUACAACCACGGCGAAACACAACCCAUCAUAUAGACUGACUGUAUACAACCACGGCGAAACACAACCCAUCAUAUAGGCUGACUGUAUACAACCACGACGAAACACAACCAAUCAUAAAGGCUGACUGUAUACAACCACGGCGAAACACAACCCAUCAUAUAGGCUGACUGUAUACAACCACGACGAAACACAACCCAUCAUAUAGGCCGACUGUAUACAACCACGGCGAAACACAACCCAUCAUAUAGGCUGUAUACAACCACGACGAAACACAACCCAUCAUAUAGACUGACUGUAUACAACCACGGCGAAACACAACCCAUCAUAUAGGCCGACUGUAUACAACCACGGCGAAACACAACCCAUCAUAUAGGCCGACUGUAUACAACCACGGCGAAACACAA
This is a messenger RNA of Pecten maximus, 3950 nucleotides long. RefSeq lists its product as uncharacterized. NCBI's taxonomy places the organism in Eukaryota, Metazoa, Mollusca, Bivalvia, Pectinida, Pectinidae. The record is from RefSeq and is a predicted model, not a curated record.